Myxocyprinus asiaticus (Chinese sucker) is the source of this 1584-nucleotide messenger RNA. It is a transcript of the gene sts, whose product is annotated as steroid sulfatase (microsomal), isozyme S. Lineage: Eukaryota; Metazoa; Chordata; Actinopteri; Cypriniformes; Catostomidae. The record is from RefSeq and is a predicted model, not a curated record. Gene Ontology annotation, molecular function: arylsulfatase activity.
AUGGCAGAUGUGGCUCUCGUGGAGAGAUGUAAAAUAAAAUCCCUUACAUGGAUGCUGUAUACUUUUGUCCUGCUUCUCUGUACACCUGAUGCAGUGAAUGGCAUAAAGCCUAAUUUUGUCUUUGUGAUGGUGGACGAUUUAGGAAUUGGGGACCUUGUAUGCUACGGAAACACAACCCUCGGGAUGCCUAACAUUGACAUGCUGACCUCAGAAGGAGUGAAACUGACCCAACACAAUGCUGCUCCGCUCUGCACUCCCAGCAGGGCGGCCUUCCUCACAGGCAGAUACCCCAUCUGAUCAGGUAUGGCUGGACAUGGCCGUUUGGGAGUGAAUCUCAUUACUGCAUCGUCAGGAGGUCUUCCACGUGAGGAAAUCACCUUUACCAGGGCCGCCAAAGAGCAAGGCUAUGCCACUUCUAUAAUUGGAAAAUGGCACCUGGGUCUCCACUGUGAAGAUAGUGCCGACAACUGUCACCAUCCUACCUCACAUGGCUUUGACCACUUCUACGGUAGCAUUAUGACUAACCUUUGGGACUGCCAGUUUGGACAUGGCUCUGUCACUCACAUUCCCUACAAGGCCCUUAGUAUUGGUCCAGUCACCCUGACUUUGCUCCAUAUUAUAGGGUAUAGGGUAAUGAUAACUGUGCCCAGGAAAGUAGUUUUUGGUUUUCUGGUCCUGGUAGUGAGUCUCUUUUGGCUAAUGUUGUACACAUUCGCCAAUUUAAAUUGCUUUCUCAUGAGAGGGAUUGUGGAGCAACCAUAUGCAUCAGAGAACCUCACAUAGAAGAUGACCAAUGAGGCGAUAGAGUUUCUGGAAAGUCUGACUUUACUGUCUCGUUGCUUUUCCUUAGGUCAGAUCAUGAAUACUCUGAAGUGCUUAAAAUUGAAGGAAAACACUCUAGUGUUCCUGACCUCAGAUCAGGGGCCCCACCUGGAAGAGAUUUCCAUCCAUGGAGAGGUGCACAGGGGUUGUAGCGGCACAUACAAAGCUGGCAAGUCAACCAAUAGGGAAGGUGGGAUUCAGGUACCGUAGAUUCUUCAUUGGCCAGGUGUCUUAAUUGCAGGGAAGGUCAUUGAUGAGCUCUCUAGCAACAUGGAUCUUUUCCCCACAGUGCUGAAAUUAGUUGGUACAUCUGUACCAGCUUCUAGAGUACUCGCAGUGCUUUGCUGCUUGUUUGGCCAUUAUCUCUUGCCCCUGGUGCAAGGGCAAGUGGAGCGUUCUGAGCAUGAAUUUAUGUUCCAUUACUGCAAUGCCCACCUGAACGCAGUGAGAUGGCACCCAUAUGACAGUAGCGCAAUCUGGAAGGCCUUUUACCUUUAUGGCAUGUCGAGGGCCUCCUCAGAGAGCACCCCCCUGACCCCAGACACUGAGCCCAAAUUCUACUCCAUUCUAGAGGCUAUAAGGGCAGCAGUAAUCCAUCAUACACCGAGUUUAAAGCCUGUCGCAGCACACAUUUCAGCUCAACACCUGGUUUGGAAGCCCUGGCUCCAGCCCUGCUGCUCUUCUCUCAGUCAGCUUUGCAAGUGUGAAUGAGAUCAACAGAUAGGUCAGCCAAGACAUGAGAAGAAGCUUAAAAAAAAAUAG